This is a messenger RNA of Somion occarium, 2185 nucleotides long. Lineage: Eukaryota; Fungi; Basidiomycota; Agaricomycetes; Polyporales; Cerrenaceae. The record is from the annotation of a GenBank genome assembly.
GUAGUUUCUCAAGCUACACUACAUAUGGCCGUGCGUGCGUCCGACGUUGCGUGCUGACUCCUGCUGCCGGAUGGAGAACUCGUGAUGACAGUCAGAUGCAGUACAUCAAUUGAAAGGAGCUGUGCAUCUUGAAGCGCGGAAUGAUAAGGCAUCGGAAUGAAGUCGUUCUCUCAUAUCCGCGACGGAAACGAGCAUUGCACGGCUGAGAAGGGGAAGCUCAACGUUCUACAUAAAUUCAGCGCGCCUUGGCUCCGAGAUCUGAGCGAUCGAUUGGUGCCGAGCCGGAUCGGUACUGUAAAAUGAAAAUGAGUGAAAACAUUUUCCAAACCGAGAACUUCGAUCAUUCCUCCGUGGCCAGACGCACGCUGUGGCUCACCAUUGGACCAAAAUGCGUUCCACCCCCCUCCAUCAUAAGCGUCUCCCUCACUGCCUUAUACCUGCCCGCUAACCCGCCUUUGUUCACUACCACCAUGAUAGUUUAACUUUUGAGAUACCCCCUUGUCGUGUGGCAUCUCUCUCGUUGCAGAGCCAACACCUGUAGCUUCUACUUCUUCCCUCUUUCUGUGGCUUUUCUACGCGUUCACAAAUGGUCUCGGAUUCUCCUGAUUUUCUCAAGGGAAACGGCGCGUCAUACGUCCGCGUCGCUUCGAUUGCCAUUGCUGCCUACGAUUACCUCUUGACUUUACCGGCAGAAUGGAGAUUCUACAAGGCUCAGCGGUCAUGGAGGCUCAGUGCCGGGUGUAUUCUUUUCGUUCUUAUUAGAUACAUCAGUAUCAUCACGCUUGUUAUCAGCAAUGUCGGGUUCUUCGGAACCUUCAGUGCAGAAGCAUGCAGUCAUUACUAUCUUGCCGCCCCAGUGUUCAAAGUUUUGCAGACUAUGAUUUCCCAGGUAAUUCUCGGAAUUAGGACGUACAAUAUUUCAAAACGAUCACAGCGUGUAUUAUGGACCUUGCUAAUCUUAUUUGUUCUGAUUACUGCGAUGGAAUGGUUUACUAACUUAUGGGAUCGACUACCCGCACAAAACGAUAUAAAUAAUUGUACGCCAGCAAAUAGCACCAGGCAUCUCUCAGUUUGGCUAUACUAUGUUCUUGCCAUGUCCUACGACGUCAUCACCCUCGCAAUAUCCACAUACUAUCUAAUUGGGUGGUCGGCGAACCUUCGCAAGAUGCCUAGCCUUGUCAAGUUAAUGUUUUACGAUGGUCUUGGAUAUUUCGUCGUGUUGACUGGCGCGAACAUAUUCAACCUAAUUCUUUAUCGAACGAGCGAUGAGUCCUAUCAGUCAUCGGGAGCAUCUGUCGGAUAUACUGUGACAUGGAUCAUGAGCCAGAAGAUUCUUAUACACCUUCGGGACGCUGCAGCUGAACAUCAAGUAAAACAAAUAGUCACCCGUCAACUCCAUUCUGGCGCUGAUGUCUCCCGGGCGAUGCGCUCGCAAUUCGAAGCCACUACGCAUAAAGAUCCUCUAGACGACGAGUUCAGCCUCAAAGCCCGCCAUACAACCGAUCGCAAUAACCACGGCGGACUCUAUGGUGACCGGCCAGAACAAACAAACACAGAUGCGGAACUUGAUGUACAAGUACAAAUUGAGCACACUGUGACGGUGGAUUACUUGCCUGCUGCGCUGGAUCGAGAAACCUACCGAGAGACGUACCGGCCUCACCGCUCCUCACGAUCUUCUCGUUGGGGUCCAGGGAGCUUACCUCGAUAAUACUCACGCUUCGUGCGGCUUUGCGUCACGAGAAACGAGAAGGCUUCUUAGAGAAGCGGGAAGUAAGUGGGAGAAGCAACGGCCGGGGGAAAUGAUCCAAGUAUAUUCAGUGAGAGGUCAUUUUCUCAUAGGGUUUGAGCCCGAAACGCUUGUGUCCGAUUUUUCUCCACGAGUGAUCAUGAAUGGUUAAUUUAUCAUACAGGUUUUGGGUUGCUGUGCUAAUAGCUAGGGAUUUGUAUUUGUAGGGAAUGUGCUUCACUAAGUUGUGUCUUUGUUGCUAUGUGAUCGUUUUCCGAGGGAUUUUCGUUGAAGUGGUAAACCUUCUGGACUGGUACUGGGUUUGAGCUUAUGGGACAAUGAGGGAUUGGCGGGAAGCUAACGGAGGCUAACGGGUCGAGAUAGAGAUCAGCACCGGUCGUAUGGGGACCGACUGACGCAGAUAUCAGGUACGGCGGGGAAUAAGUGGGCUGGGCCUUC